GAGAUUGAGAAACUCUGGGUGGGGCUGACCCUGGCUAUUUCUUGUGUCUCAGCGAGCUGCCUGACCAGUGACAUGUCUCCCUUUUCCCCAGAGCCGGGACCCACCAUGUUUCCUUCGGUCGUCACCUUACUGGUCUUUGGAUUAUGGUUGAGCCAGCAGAUCAGAGCGCAAGAAGGCACGCUCCCCAGCCCCACCCUCCAGGCUGACCCAGGCCCGCUGAUCCCCCUCAAGAAGCCUGUCACCCUGCGGUGUCAGGGAUUUCCUGGGGCUGAGAGGUACCGUCUCAGGAAAGAAGGAAGCUCUCAGUACAGAGAUGUGGCCACAACUAGGAGGGAGGCUGAGUUCCCCAUCCUGUCCAUGGUGCCAAACACAACCGGGAGCUACCAAUGCCUCUACAAAAGCCAAUCUCAUUGGUCACAGCCCAGCGAGCCCUUGCAGCUAGUGAUGACAGACUGGUAUGAUAAACCAUCACUCUCGGCCCUGCCCGGCCCAGAGGUGUUCUUGGGAAAUAACGUUACCCUCCGCUGUCAGUCCCAGAAGUGGUUUGAAAACUAUGUGCUGCACAAGGAGGGAGAGGCCGAAUACACCCAGAACGAAGGAAAAUGGUAUCACAGCGACUUCCACCUCUCUGAGGUCACAGCUGCUCACCAAGGCUCUUACAGGUGCUACAACUUUCACAUUGACACCGUCUACCAGUGGUCAGCCCCCAGUGAUCCCCUGGAGCUCAGGAUCAGAGUAGCCACCGAUGACCCUGAGCUUCCAGUCUCCAGCAAGCCCUUGACUCCGGCAAACUCGACAGUGAACGCUGCGGCCCAGAAUUACACGCUGGGAAAUCUCAUCCGCCUCGGCCUGGCUGGGCUGGUCCUCGUCGUCCUGGGGAUCCUGCUAGUGGAAGCCCGCUGGAGCCGGAGAGGGGCACUGAGAAGCUGGCCAGAAGUCACGGCCCAAGCAGCCAUCCCAGGCCAGAGAGCGAGGCAGUGAAUUCACAACAAGAUUUGUAAAGGGCUUCUCUUUCUGGCCACCCCAAACGCUGACACACAUGCCCGAUGUCCGGUGUUCUCGUUGUUUGCUCAGAUUCAAUAAAGGGAGCAACGGGAUCAUUAUAA
Molecule: messenger RNA, 1106 nt
Organism: Sarcophilus harrisii (Tasmanian devil)
Lineage: Eukaryota; Metazoa; Chordata; Mammalia; Dasyuromorphia; Dasyuridae
Product: platelet glycoprotein VI
Exons: 6
Coding region: 73-981 (302 amino acids)
Source: RefSeq, a predicted model, not a curated record